AUGCGACGACUUUUUGGAAUCAUCGUUGUGGCAGUAACCUUAAAUUUCUUAUCUAUAUUGGCAAAGGAUUCUAAUACUGAUUCAACAAAGCCUGCAGAAGAGAUAUUCGAUCUGUUCUACCAACAGUCCGAGAAGGAAGACGUUCUCGGAGAAUGGAAGAGGGUCUAUCUUGAACUAGCUGUCCCGGCACUAUUCUGGACAGUAGCAAAUGGAGCAUACCAAGGACAAAGAUUAGGUGCACAGCCCAGAGACAACAACCAGUGGAAUUCCAUUAAAAAAUGGAUUGGCUCAUGGUGGGAGUGGGCAGGUCUGUCAAUUGCCCCUCUCUUAUCGUAGCC
Molecule: messenger RNA, 338 nt
Organism: Cylicostephanus goldi
Lineage: Eukaryota; Metazoa; Nematoda; Chromadorea; Rhabditida; Strongylidae
Source: the annotation of a GenBank genome assembly